GCAUGCGCACCUGCUCCUCCUCUUCUCCUCUCCUCUCCUUCUGCCUCCUCUCCUAUGACUGACCGUUAGUGACCUCAGUUUCUGCAGCAGCACUCAACUUGGGACGGGCUCGCACCUACACGGGAAACGCCGCACGAGGAGGGGAGAUGGCCGGUAUUUUCGGGAAGAUAUUCGUGGGAAUAUACGUGGAGAUAAAACGGAGCGACGGUACGUAGCUAGCACUCUCCACACACGCAGAAACACGCACACACAGACAGUAGUGUACGAAGACACCGCUCCGGUCUGGAUGAGAGGAGCUAACGUCUACCGUUGACCACCGCAGCAGCAGCAGCAGCAGCAGCAGCAGUUAGCCAACCGGCUACAUCGUCGUUUAAAUAUGAGAUAUCGAGGGAAAAAUCUCUCGAGUAAAGUGUUAUCACCUUAAAAUCGAGAAUAAUCGUCUUUAUCAGUGAUAGUGUCAGUCAUUCAGACAUACUCGGAACUAGCCGGGAGGAGGGAGCGGACAGGCAGCCAGGCAGGCAAGCGGGCGGGUCCGUCCACCUGUGCAUCCUCCCGGCUUUCUAAGAUGACAGCUGCCCUUCCUCCUCUCCCUUUCUCUCUGCCCGCUCCCUCCUCUGCAUCAUGGCUGAAAACCCCUCCAGUCAAAGCUCCUGAAUGCACCAUCCUCCACUGCAUCAUCCAGCAGUGGCCUGUGAAUCAUGGGGCUGGAGGAUGAUCUGCAUGCAUGGGGCCUCUCCCCUCUUACUGCAUCCAUCUCUGUGACACUAUAAUACCCCAAUCUAUCACAAAAUGUCUGUAUUUGAUCACAUUUAAUGUGUGCUAAUCACGUAGUAAUCAGCAUGGAAAUGCAGCUUAGUGAAAGUUUGGUGUGACAAAGUGAGAAGUCUUAUCAUCAUCCAUCAUGAGCCACACCCAUUAGCAUCCAGUGUCCUUAUUUUAUUCUCAACUGUAGAAAUCUCACAUGUUAGAUUAUUGAAAAAGUCCUUUGCUCUGUCAAAUGAUCUGGAAAUGAUCUGCUCAGUUGGAGAUAUAUUUGGCUAAUGGCUCAUUAGAUGUGUUAAUGCCUGUCUCUGUGAUUUACAGCAGCAUGUAGACUCUAUAACUCUUGAAUGAGCACUUGAGCAGGCCGAGCAUCUCUCUGGCAUCCUCUCUCUACAGGACGGAUACACCAGGCCAUGGUCACAUCGCUGCAUGAGGACAAUGAGAGUGUGACAGUGGAGUGGAUUGAGAAUGGAGACACAAAAGGGAAAGAGGUAAUAGCCAGGCUCAAUUUCUGCCACUUUGGCACUCAUUGAUCAGGCUUAUGAAUUUUUUUCACCCACUUGGUGUGGGAAAUUGUAUUAAAAUUAUCUUUCAAUUAAAGAUGUGACUUAACUUUUCUGCCAUUAACAUCUAAUGGACAAUGGUGAUCUAUAGAGGCUGCUAAAAUAUAUACAUUUAACCACUAAAAUAUGAGAUGGCUGUUAAAAAUCACAGUCCUCUUCUAAACAUAUAAACCAAGGUUCAGGUCAUACAGUACAAAAAGUUCUCUACUCUUAACUGUAUUCUUAUUCGUACAAGUAUAGCCAAAUAUGAAGCAGAACCUCUGAGUUUUGGUGUCACACCCGUUCUGUAUAUCCAGAUUCUUUUAUCACAGAAAUCAAAAUAAAGACUUAUUAAGAUUAAAGUUGAUGAUGCGCUCUGUCUUGUUUUUUACCUCAGAUUGAUCUAGAGAGCGUCUUUGCUUUGAAUCCAGAUGUGGCUCCAGAAGAAGACAUCCCUCCGAGUCCUGAAGCUCCCCUUCCUCCUUCCAGUGUUGCCAAAACCAGCAAACUGCCCAAGGUCUGCUGUCACAAUCAGUUUACAAUUGCAUCUCUAGUUGUGAUAGGAGGUCAUUGAAAGAGAAAAUUGAUAGGUAACGACUUGCAGGGUCUGUUUGAAACUGACUAAAUUUAACUUGUGCAAAACGUUAUAAUAUCUAUGUCAGGAACUUGAUUAUAAGAUCAGCUGUUCCCAGGCUCUUACAGGAGACCUGUGAAGUCAGUUUCCUUUAAACUCAGCAUCUGUUCUUGGUUUGUUUACUAUCUUUAUGUCGUCGCUCUUUCCAGACUAGAAGAAUCACAUCGAUACCCAAGACUGAGAACGCUCCGAGGGAAAACAGAGGUAUGUUUGAGUUAGAUCUGAUGUUUGUGUAUCCUGACACUGGUUUCUGCUUCAGUAUCACCCGUGUGGUGAACACACAGACCUCACAAUUGAUGAUCAGGGCAGAUGUUGCAGUGCUGACUUCUGUUUUUCCCAAGGAGAACCGAAGCAGAAAAACAGCUUUGUUCAGCUUCACUGUGUGUUUUUCCUUUUUUGCCUUCAAAACCAAAUAUUUUCAAUGGAUGAUCCACGGUGCAGUCAGGGUUAAAAAUACAGACUUUAAGCAAGAAAGUUCUUGCUAUAAGAGAAGUAAAUGCUUAAGGGGUCAUGUAAAGGUCACAUAUGUAUCUCUUCACGAUAUGACAACAGGUUCAAAAGCUGAUACCUCAAUAGAUCAGACUAAAGCUGUAGGCUGGACUAAUAAUGAGUCUGUUGGUUUUAUAAAUUAGCUGAAAUGCCCUUUAACUCUCAUAAACUGAUGACUAUGUUGGCCUGUGUUUUCCUCAGCUGCAGCAGUGGGAACCACCCGAGCUCGUCCCAGCCAGCACAGCCAAGCUGCAGAGCCCCCACCACCUGCCAUCCCCCCUCAGUCUGCUGCCGUCAACCAGUCCCUGAUCCAGCAGCAGAACGGUAACGACCCGCACUUUUAAACCUGAUUCAUGCAUGACACUUAAAGGGUCAAUUAAGUCCACAGAUUUCAGUAAUCUUUGAGGUAGUUUCCAAAGACUUAAGUGUGUGUUUAAGUGUGUGUGUGUUUGUGUGUUUCUGAGAGUGGUAAGCAGCAGUGAUGUCAUGGUCCCGCACAGCUGUGAGUGUGAGGCCUCAAAGGCUCUUUCACAGUCGCUCACUGGCUUUGCUUCUUAACUCAUACUGCAGCGCUUGUUUUAGUUUUCAGCUGCGCAUGUUGGAUUUAUUAGAAACAUUUACAACUGUGGACCUAAAAUCAAACUUUUAGAUUUAAAACUCAGAUGUUUAUAUGUUUUUCCUCCUUUUCUUUAACAAUAUACAGCGAAAAAGACAAAAAAAACUUGAAUUGACCCUCCUCAGAGUCUGUGUUUUUCCAUCUACAAUCUUCAUUGUUGUUUCGAAACACCUCAAACCAACAGUGUUAGAGUGUGACAGCCAAAUUAAAGUAAAACCAGACAUAACUGUAAAAAAUACUCUGCUACUCAUAACUUCUGCAUGAUAAAGUAUGUUUAUAAAUCAGAACCAACUCAAAGAAGAAAAGUACAAAUAUUCUCAGUCUUGCUCUCUUCUGAGUUAAACUUGUGUUCGAAAAAAUAAGGUGGUUUUGAAUUUGUAAAUGCCGAUUAGUUAUCAUCCUGAUCGGUGGAGUAAUCAUAGGUAAUGUCUCUACUUUGGUCAAGUUAAAUGGAUAACAAGGGUCAAAAGUGUAUUAGUUAAAAAUUCACUAUAUUUGCAUGUCAAGGUUUUACCAGCACGCAGCCUUUUUCUAAAAAUGACAAUAAAAAAGCUCAGUGUGGUAACGUGUCUUCAAGUUUUACUCAAUCAAGUAAGCCCCAAAAUUUUGUGAUUCUUGUCUUUAGUUCUGUCAGAGAAUUAACACUAUGUUGUAACACAGAGACCCUGAUGCUGUCUCAGAGGAAUAACAGAAAAAUAAUAGCCUUGUCCUGAAAAAUAUUUAGUUUCUGAUCAUAUUUAAAUAUUUUUAUUUGUUUUUUCAGCUCGGAGAAAAUCAAACUGUGUGAAGGAGGUGGAGAAACUGCAGGAGAAACGAGAGAAGAGACGACUUCAGCAACAGGAGCUCAGAGAGAAGAGGGCACAAGUAAAGACACAGUGAACACAUAUAUAUACACUCACCGGCCACUUUAUUAGGUAUACCUGUCCAACUGCUUGUUAACACUUAAUUUCUAAUCAGCCAAUCACAUGGCGGCAACUUAGUGCAUUUAGGCAUGUAGACAUGGUCAAGACAAUCUCCUGCAGUUCAAACCGAGCAUCAGUAUGGGGAAGAAAGGUGAUUUGAGUGACUUUGAACGUGGCAUGGUUGUUGGUGCCAGAAGGGCUGGUCUGAGUAUUUCAGAAACUGCUGAUCUACUGGGAUUUUCACGCACAACCAUCUCUAGGGUUUACAGAGAAUGGUCCGAAAAAGAAAAAAUAUCCAGUGAGCGGCAGUUCUGUGGGCGGAAAUGCCUUGUUGAUGCUAGAGGUCAGAGGAGAAUGGCCAGACUGGUUCGAGCUGAUAGAAAGGCAACAGUGACUCAAAUAACCACCCGUUACAACCAAGGUAGGCAGAAGAGCAUCUCUGAACGCACAGUACGUCGAACUUUGAGGCAGAUGGGCUACAGCAGCAGAAGACCACACCGGGUGCCACUCCUUUCAGCUAAGAACAGGAAACUGAGGCUACAAUUUGCACAAGCUCAUCGAAAUUGGACAAUAGAAGAUUGGAAAAACGUUGCCUGGUCUGAUGAGUCUCGAUUUCUGCUGCGACAUUCGGAUGGUAGGGUCAGAAUUUGGCGUCAACAACAUGAAAGCAUGGAUCCAUCCUGCCUUGUAUCAACGGUUCAGGCUGGUGGUGGUGGUGUCAUGGUGUGGGGAAUAUUUUCUUGGCACUCUUUGGGCCCCUUGGUACCAAUUAAGCAUCGUUGCAACGCCACAGCCUACCUGAGUAUUGUUGCUGACCAUGUCCAUCCCUUUAUGACCACAAUGUACCCAACUUCUGAUGGCUACUUUCAGCAGGAUAAUGCGCCAUGUCAUAAAGCUGGAAUCAUCUCAGACUGGUUUCUUGAACAUGACAAUGAGUUCACUGUACUCAAAUGGCCUCCACAGUCACCAGAUCUCAAUCCAAUAGAGCAUCUUUGGGAUGUGGUGGAACGGGAGAUUCGCAUCAUGGAUGUGCAGCCGACAAAUCUGCGGCAACUGUGUGAUGCCAUCAUGUCAAUAUGGACCAAGCUCUCUGAGGAAUGCUUCCAGCACCUUGUUGAAUCUAUGCCACGAAGAAUUGAGGCAGUUCUGAAGGCAAAAGGGGGUCCAACCCGUUACUAGCAUGGUGUACCUAAUAAAGUGGCCGGUGAGUGUAUAUUAUACAUUAUACCGUGGUGGCAAAGCUGGAGUUUAUGUUAAAGUUUGAUGUGCUUAAGUUGACUAAAUGUGUCUCAAAUGCCUGGAAAAGAAGACGUGAGUCUCUUUUAAAAGUGUUCAACUACUUUCACUGUUCUGUCACAUUAAGUAGUCCUACUUUGAACUCAAACCCUGGAUCAUGUUCAUUUUAUGGUGCCACACAUGGGUAUAAGAGCACAUGUAUGACUUUAAGCCUCACACAGAAACAGCAUAUUUUAAAGGGACCUAGUGUUGCUAUUUUUGGCUGGUUCACUGAUGCUUAAUAAUGGAUGAAUUUUGAAAAAAUAUUACUCCACCCCGCUCUUGGAGUGAAUCCAGGUCAUGUGCAGGAUCAUUUCAGACUAAACAACACAUUUUAGAAUACCUCCGGCUGAAAAUUAUCAUUUAUUUGCUGUGAAAUAAAAGCAUUUACUCCUCUCUGUUUUUGGGGUAAAUUUCUUGUAACAGUUUUCUCUUUUGCUGUUUUUUUAAGGAGGUGGAUGUCAACUUACCAAACUACGAAAUCAUGUGUAUGAUCAGAGACUUCAGAGCCAGUCUGGACUACAGGCCUUUAACCAGUAACGAUCUGGUGAGUGGGGCUCAUUAUUAAAGCUACAUCUUCAUUUGUAUUUUAAUUUUUUGUCUCCUCUGACCUGGAUUUGCAGCAGAAAAGCUUUUAGGACACUCGGUUUCAUGCUGUUACACUUCAGAGGACUAAUGCUAUAAAUUAUACAUUAAAAGCAAAUUGCAGAAACAUGAGUGAGAUCCAUUUAAAUGCUGUUGAUAUUUAUAGCAGAACUUUAUUAAUCUGUUAAGAGGCAUCAACUAAAAAAGCUCUUACAUCAUGUUAGAGUGUUUGCCCCUGAGUUUUAGCCCCUCAAAUCCUACUGGUUAGUGCGAAUUCCUGCUCUGCAGCUGGACUUUGUUCAAUCACACCAAAGCUCACAUCACAAAUCUCCAAAUAUGUUACAUCUGUGGGGCUGAAUUCUGGGGAUAUGUUGAUCAAAUGAUGCACAAAAACAUCAUCAAGGACAUUGAGUGUGGAAUAAUAAUCUUAAUUAAGGUACUGUAGAGCAUUGAUGGAUUUCACAGUGUGGGUUAUGUUUAUUUUACACCCUCUAACUAUCUAAGGGGGAAUAAAAGGAGGAAUUUUGCAUGUUUUACUUCUCUGUGUCUUACAAACCGAUCAUACAGCUCAUGAAAACAUGUCUGCUGUUGUUUCAGAUUGAGGAACACAGGAUAUGUGUGUGUGUGCGUGCACGUCCCCUUAAUAAAAAAGGUAAGAGGAGUUUUGUUCAGUAGGUGUGACUCAAAACUAAGAGUUAAGCAUCUUUGUCUUGUGUCGUUUGCAAAAGUUUGAUGAGUUUGUGUUUAUUUCAAAGUAUAUAUGAGGUUUCUGUGAAAGAAGUCUGGCAGCAAAGAAUGGAAAUACUCCAGUAGUUAAAAUACAACAUUUAAUAAAAGUACAAAUACUGCUGAAAUUCAUCUCAUCUUAACUGAUUAUGUUUGUGCCGCUCAGCUGUCUGAACACGCUGCUGUUUUUUUUUUUUUGUGUGGACAUAACCCAGAAAAUAAAUCUUUUUGUUCUGGUCUCCUCAGAAAUGACAGCGAAGGACCUGGAUGUGAUCACUAUUCCCAGUAAGGACGUCGUGAUGGUUCAUGAGCCGAAGCAGAAAGUCGACCUGACGCGCUACUUGGAGAAUCAAACUUUCCGAUUCGACUACGCCUUCGAUGAGAAUUCCACCAACGAGAUGGUUUACAGGUGACGUGAAUGUCAAUGCAAUCUCUGCACAGUUAUUUAUAAAUCUAUACAUCAGAUAGUGGACCCUUUAAAGUGCCACUGUCUUCAUAUGUUUGGUUUGGACUCCUCUCCUCUCAGGUUCACUGCUCAGCCUUUAGUCGAGACCAUUUUUGAGCGAGGGAUGGCGACCUGCUUUGCGUACGGACAAACUGGAAGUGGAAAAACACAUGUGAGUGUCUUAGUUUGAGCUCAAGAGGACUCCUUCUUUCAAUCUGAUCUUUUUAUGACCAACAUCUUCUUUUUAGACGAUGGGAGGAGACUUUUCUGGAAAGAACCAGGACUGCUCCAAAGGGAUCUAUGCACUGUCGGGUUAGUUCUUCUUACUAAUCUCUCCAUUUAAUACCGAUAAAGUCUGCUUGAUUUAAUUCAAAGUCUUUUUUUUCCUUUUGUGCAGCCAGAGACGUUUUUCUCAUGAUAAAGAAACCAAACUACAAGAAGCUGGACCUUCAGAUUUUUGCCACAUUUUUUGAGAUUUACAGCGGGAAGGCAAGUUUCUGAACAUUCAUGACAUCCAGGUAGUCACAGAGGUUGAAUUUGCGAACAGAGUUGUAUGAGAUUUUAGAUAUACUUUCAUUUAGCAUCAUAUUUUUAGUAUAGUGUAACAAAAACACCUACAUCUUAUGGUCCUUUCAAAUGUUAAUUGGUAAAUUGAAAAGCCCUCUAGUGGAAGGAAUGAUUAUUUAUCACCCUUUAAUAGAAGUGAGGCUCAGUUCUUUCAUUUAAAGAGUGAACUCUGGACAUGAAAGAUAAUAAUAAAUGGAAAUAAAGAAUUGAUUUGUGAGGUUGUGUUUGCAUUUAAAGGUAUUUGACCUUCUAAACCGCAAAGCCAAGUUACGGGUGCUGGAGGAUGGGAAGCAGCAGGUUCAGGUGGUCGGGCUGCAGGAGAGGGAGGUGAAGUGCACAGAGGACGUCCUCAAACUCAUUGAAGUUGGAAACAGCUGCAGGUUAAUACCUAAAUAUUCAGAUCCUCUUACUGUAGUUGAGCACAAAUACCACACUGUAGAGUAGAAGUAUACUUUCCAUGAUAUCACUGAAUGUAACAGCUUAAAUUCCACAGCUGUACAGGAGGAGAUUAUAGCUCCAGUUAACAUUGAUCGUUUGAGGAAAGUCUGAUGUAAUAAAUAUUGAUCAGAGAAGUUUGGACUUGAUGUCUUUUUCUUUAGGACUUCUGGUCAGACCUCAGCGAACGCUCACUCUUCUCGGAGCCAUGCCGUCUUUCAGAUCAUCCUGCGCCGACGGGGGAAGAUGCACGGAAAGUUCUCCCUUAUUGACCUGGCGGGGAACGAGCGAGGAGCAGACACAUCGAGCGCUGACCGUCAGACUCGCCUGGAAGGAGCUGAGAUCAACAAGAGUCUGCUGGCACUCAAGGUCUCCGCCUGAAUACACUAUUUAUCAUGUACAUCAGGGAUCGAACCACAAAUGAGGAACGCUUUUUCCAGCUGUACAGUCUCAGUGACUGAUAAGGAUUCUUAUUGAGUUAGUUUAGUUCAAUACAAUCAAGAUAAACGGGAUUAGGAAAGUUUUUUUGAAAGUUAACAUCAAGUAGGUUAGAGAUUUCUCUCAGUAAGAACCAGAAGCACUUAAAAAAAGCUGAACUUCAGACAGCAAGUCAAUAAAAUGUAGGACAAGUAGCACAACACAUUCAUGGUGGAUUUUACCGCUCUGAGUUGUAUUUUUCAAGUAGUGGUCAGAGUAAAAACAUGUUUUCAGUUCAAACACGCCCUUAUUUAGUUGAAACUGUUUGAGUCUUGACAUUGAAUCUCCCCUCAGGGAUAAAUAAAGUUCUUCUUCUCUUAUUGAUUUCUGUUUUUAAGGAGUGUAUUCGAGCUCUGGGCAGAAACAAACCUCACACCCCCUUCAGAGCCAGCAAGCUAACCCAAGUGCUGAGAGACUCCUUCAUCGGGGAAAACUCCAGAACAUGCAUGGUGAGACAGAGGCAGGGCUGUCUAUAUAAACUCCACCACCUGUGGGAAUAUACUGACCGCAAAGUUAAUACCCAUCUCUCCUCUGUGUUUCCUCACAGAUUGCAACCAUCUCUCCUGGGAUGGCUUCAUGUGAAAACACCCUAAACACACUGAGAUAUGCCAACAGGUAAAACACCUGAUCCUGAACUUUCUUGAGUCUCUGUCUUCUCCCUCCUAUGAGUAGACUUUGACCCUCUAAUGAUCCUUUCCCUUCUUCUUCUUCUUCUUCUUCUUCUUCUUCUGUGACUUUUGCAUCUCUUUCUCAUGUUUCCAGAGUGAAGGAGUUUGGGAUAAGUCCCUCAGAUAUCCCCUUCUCUCAGGGCGGGGGUGGAGGAGGUCGCUCUGAACUCUCUCCUACUUAUGAGUAUGAUCACUUUACACACGUCUGUUUACUCCACCAUCCUUUACUUUUGGUUUUCAACCUCCUCUUACUAUAUCCAGACCUGAUUUCCUUAAAUUCUGUUCAUUAUUUAUAAGACACCCCAGCAGUUACUUACUGAGCUGCUCUCAUGUCUGUUCAGGGUGAAGGAGCUGACGGUGGACCCUGCAGCAGCAAUGGACAUCCGUCAGGGACACAUGAACCAGCUGGAGGUGCUGGAGGCUCAGUGGGGAGUCGGAAGUUCUCCUCAGAGGGACGACCUGAAGCUGCUCUGUGAACAGAAUGUAAGACUUAUUUAGAAAGUGUGACCCUUUAUCUGAGCCCCUGAUAAAAACUAACUCGUACAUGUUCUCUGCAGGAGGAAGAGGUCUCCCCACAGCUCUUCACUUUCCAUGAAGCCGUCUCUCAGCUGGUGGAGAUGGAGGAGCAGGUUCUGGAGGACCACAGGGCCGUGUUUCAGGUACACUCACGUCAUAAGUUGUGGGUGCUGUCUGAACAGACAGAAACAUGGAGGUCUCAUAUCUCUGAUAUCUUGGUUCACUGAACUGAUUAAAUAAAAACAUAUACAUGUCCAAUGGUUUCUUAACAGGAGUCGAUCCGCUGGCUGGAAGACGAGAAAGUCCUCCUAGAAAUGACAGAGGAGGUGGACUAUGACGUUGAGUCUUUUGCAACUCAGCUUGAACAAAUCCUGGACCAAAAGAUCGACAUUCUCACAGAACUCAGAGGUAACUCCAGUUCAUGUGUAAAAAUAAAGAAAGAAUCAGAAAACAUUACUCUGCACAACAUAAUUCAUGAAUAAUUGAUUUUUUGUGAUGGCUGAUGUUAGCCUGGAGUUGCCUUUACUGACCCCACUAACUACUAUCUUGUGCGGCCUGCAAUAGAACAAAUCUGUUGUUGUCAAUAGUUUAACUUUUUUGACCUACGACUUUCUCCUCUCUUAUCAGCUGGUGCCAAAUAUGUAAAUCAUGUGUUGCUUUCUCUUGAAGUCAUGUUGAGUCUGAUUUAGUCUGUGAAGAUCAUUUAAGAAAUAUUAAAUCUCUCUCAAUUACACAAAGGUAACACUCAAACAGAUGUUGAAUAACCUGGUUUUGUCGUGUAUCUUUGUCCUGACAUUUCAGAUUUUUAACCUGUGUCUUUUUUUUUCUUCCAGAUAAAGUCAAAAGUUUCCGCUCUGCACUGCAGGAGGAAGAGCAAGCUAGCCAACAGAUAACCCCCAAAAGGCCUCGUGCUCUAUAGACACACACAGACAUCUGAUAUUUCCCUGUAAUAUUGACUCGAGAAAGGUCACUGAUGACGACAGAGCUAAUUCAGCUCAGCUGUGAUUUUAUGACUUACUGUCUUCUCUGUUCGUUUUGGUCUCUCCUCCACCUCCUCUUUACUGUACAGGCUGCCAACGCUUCCCAUCAUGCAUCCGUCCACCCGACAAACCAAAGAGCAGACUGUCUUUGCUCUUCAUCCUCCUGUGAAGUCUAUUUGCAAGGUUUUGUAUGUGUGAUGAGUCACAAGUGCUUCAUUUGAAACAAAAAAAGUGAAUAUUUAUUUGUUUUAAAAACAUUUUUAUAGAGUUGAAUCAUAUCUUAUCCUCACUUUGGCCAAUUUUAUAAACAACUUUUGCCCUUUUGUGCAAUAUUUGAAGGAUUAUCUUCCUGUUACUCUCCUUGUUUCAGCUCAGGGGUGAACAGGACAUAUCAAGUUUGUGUGUAAAAUAAGCCACUGUGUGUUUUUGUUGAUACUGUAUGUAAUAUAAUGUAUGUUUGAUUGAGGGAGGGAGGGUUAAAACUCAACACUAACCAUGCAUUACAUAAAUUGACCUGAAGGGGGCACAAUAAUCAAAGGUAAAGCAACUCAUUUCAGGGUGUUCAAUACACCAAUUACAAAAACUGUCAUUCAUUUGCCAAAAUAAAGUAAAGAUACUUCUUGUU
Xyrichtys novacula (pearly razorfish) is the source of this 11244-nucleotide messenger RNA. The record is from the annotation of a GenBank genome assembly. NCBI's taxonomy places the organism in Eukaryota, Metazoa, Chordata, Actinopteri, Labriformes, Labridae.